This is a messenger RNA of Pelagomonas calceolata, 1457 nucleotides long. NCBI's taxonomy places the organism in Eukaryota, Pelagophyceae, Pelagomonadales, Pelagomonadaceae. The record is from the annotation of a GenBank genome assembly.
CAACUAUUUUGGGGCUUGCACUCUUGCGUUUGGCUGUAUUGCCGCAAAUCACACGCGUUGCGUGCCUGCGUUGCUAGCACUGGCACACCGGUCGACGCCGCACUGCUGCACCCGCAAACAAGUAUCGCUGCAACAGCUACAUGGCCGGCAUGCAGGAGGUCGUCGACUACUUGAGAGCCAAGGGCCACGUCCAAGCAGCGAAAGAUGUCGUGAAGGCCUUCUCGCAACCACCGAAGAAGUGGGCCAGCGCGCCUUCCACAAAGACGCUCGGCGUCGAAACUAGAUUAGUGCAGGGCCACGCGCCCCAACCGGACCCCUACGGGGCCGCGAACAUGCCCGUCUACGUGACGGCGACCUUCCAGCAGGCGUCGGCCACGGAAUUUGGGGACUUUGACUAUACGCGGUCCGGCAAUCCGACGCGAACCGCGCUACAGAGCGCCGUCGCCGACGCCGAGGGCUGCAACCACUGUUUAGCAUUUUCGACGGGCAUGGCCGCUUUAGCCGCCGUCGUGCGGUUGUGUUCGUCCGGGGACGAGGUGUUGCUGAGCGACGAUUCGUACGGAGGUACGUACCGCUUACUAGCCAAGGGCGCGAAGGAGGCCGGCGUGACGGUGAAGUACGUGGCCAUGGACGGGCCCGACGGUCCCGCGCGGUUGGAGCGGGCCUUCACGGACCGCGUCAAGCUCGUCAUGGUCGAGAGUCCCACCAAUCCGAUGCAGCGCGUCUGCGACUUGCGAGGUCUCUCCGCCGUCUGCAAGAAGCACAAUGCGCUCCUAGAAGUGGACAACACGCUCAUGUCGCCACUGUUGCAGAAGCCUUUAGCACUAGGCGCGGAUAUCGUCGUACAUAGUGCCACGAAAUUCAUCUGCGGUCAUUCGGAUACGAUGGCCGGCGUUUGUUGCGUCGACGACGAAGCUUUAUUUAAAAGAUUGUACUUCGUGCAGAACGCCGAGGGUACUGGACUAGCUCCUUUUGACUGUUUUUUGGCGCUGCGAGGCUUGAAGACCAUGGCUCUUAGAGUGGACCGGGCCCAACAGAACGCCAUUGCCAUCGCGUCGUACCUCCGACAGCACAAGCUCGUCACCAAGGUCUACUACGCGACGUCUGACGAUCAUCCCGACCGCGAAUUACAUUUAUCUCAAGCGACGGGCGGCGGGUGUGUCGUCUGCUUCACGACCGGGGAUGUGGAAUUAUCAAAGCAUGUCGUCUCCGCGACGAAGCUUUUCAGCAUCACGGUGUCCUUCGGUUCCGUGCACUCGCUCAUCAGCUGUCCCUGCGACAUGUCCCACGCGUCGAUUCCGGCCGAGGUGCGCGCGUCGCGCGACUUCCCGGAAGACAUCGUCCGCGUGUGUGUCGGCGUCGAGGAUCCAAGGGAUUUGGUCGCGGACUUCGAGCAGGCGUUCGCGUCCUAUCGAAGCUUCUCGCUGGGAGGCAUGACGAUCACCUCCCCCAUCUAA